AUGGUACUUAAGUUCGGUCCAGAUAAUCCUCCAAUUGUUAUUGACAACGGAACAGGAUUGUUGAAAGUUGGCUAUUCUGGUGAAAUGGAACCACGAGCAGUCGUUCCUAUGAUUCUCGGUCGACCCAAACAUAUGAAAGUCAUUGCUGACAGAAAUUCUGAUGAAUGCUUCGUCGGUGAUAUAGCCGGUGGUAAAAGAGGUGCAUUAACUUUAUCUUAUCCAAUGAUGAAUGGUAUUGUACAAAAUUGGGAUGAUCUAGAAACUAUCUGGCAACAUGUCUUUACCAAUGAACUACGUGUUCUUCCUGAGAAUCAUCCUAUGCUUUUGACUGAAACACCAUUGAAUCCUAAAGUAAAUCGUGAGAAAAUGGCGGAAAUUAUGUUUGAACAAUUUCACGCACCAGCAGUUUAUAUCUCAAUUCAAGCUAUUCUCUCACUUUAUGCUUCAGGUCGUACAACUGGUUUAGUAUUGGACUGUGGAGAAGGCGCUACACACUUGGUUCCUGUAUUUGAUGCGUAUGUUAUUCCGACGGCUAUUCACCGAAGAAAUUUAGCAGGACGUGAAGUAACCAACUAUCUUAAACAUUUACUCACUGAAAGAGGUUACAAACUGAUUACAACAUGUGAACAUGAAAUCGCUCGUGAUGUAAAAGAAAAUCUUUGUUAUGUUGCUAUGGAUUACGGAAAAGAACUACAGUUUAGCCAAGGAGAUAAAAAGUUGUACGAAAUGACGUAUCGUCUACCUGAUGGUCAGCUGUUAAAUAUUGGUAGUGAAAGGUUCCGUGCACCUGAAUUGAUGUUCGAUCCCAAGUUAGCUGGUUACGAAAUGAAUGGCAUUCACACUGCCACAAAUGAAACUAUACUGGCUUGUGGAAUGGAUGUCAGAAAGAGUUUUUGGUCAAAUAUUAUUCUUACUGGUGGAGGUACAAUGUUUCGUGGUUUCCCUGAACGACUACGUAAAGAAUUGCAUCGUCUAGCCCCAAAAGGUGCUACAGUAAAGGUGAUGGCAUCUCCUGAACGAAAAUACUCAGUAUGGAUUGGUGGUGCUGUUUUAGCCUCUUUAAGUACUUUCAAUGAAAUGUGGGUAACGAGAGAAGAAUAUAACGAAUUUGGUUUAGAAAUUGUACAUCAGAAAUGCGUUUAA
Messenger RNA from Schistosoma curassoni, 1143 nucleotides. The record is from the annotation of a GenBank genome assembly. NCBI's taxonomy places the organism in Eukaryota, Metazoa, Platyhelminthes, Trematoda, Strigeidida, Schistosomatidae.